AUGGAUCUGGUUAAGACUGUUGAGUGGGGUAGAAAAGAGAAUGUUAAUCUCUUGCGUGCCAUUGUUUUGAGCAAUGUUCCUUUAUGCACUAGUGAUGACACUAUUGGGAAAGUGUUAAAUACCGUCAAAGUUUUUGGUCGCACAAAAAUAUGUAGCCGUCGUGGUGAUGUAACUGGUAGAUGGUUGUUCAUUCUCGUGGAGGCCAGUGCUGAUUUAGAACCAGAUGUGAUACCUCCCAAGAUAGGCAUAGAAAAUGAGGUUGGGCCCUGGAGCGUCCACUUAGUGUGCAGUCUAGUAGCUCAAAAUCCGGCCCCUGAAGGUGAUUCCUUUCAGCUCAAACUGCAGGCAUUGUUGCAGCAGGAGGGUAAGUCUAUGGAUGAAGUGCGGGCAUUGAUCAUGGGAAAACAGUCUCCCAAAUCUGAUCUCAGUGUGGACCUUGUUGAUGCUAUAGAAAAACUAGUAGAUCGGUGCAACCAAGUUCCCAAUGAUAGUCCCGGCUAUAGAAAACUAAGAUUGUUUUCUGGGCUGAAACCUGUCCCUCCAGGUGAAGAGGAGUAUGAAAUCUGGAUGGAACAGGCUGCACAAAUGAUAAGUGAAUGGCAGUGCCCUGAAGCUGCAAAGAAACAACGUGUCGUAGAAAGUUUACGAGGCCCUGCGGCUGAUAUGGUCAGGUUUUUAAAAGUGAGUAAUCCAUCUGCGACUGCAGAUGAGUACUUAGCUGCCCUUGAAACCGCAUAUGGAACUACGGAGAGUGGAUUUGACCUUAUGGCUACGUUUCGUCACACUUACCAGGAAAGUGGAGAGAAACUUUCAGUUUUCCUGUAUCGCCUAGACAAACUUCUCCACAAAGCAUUGUUAAAGGGUGGGAUUGAUGCAGUCGGCAUCAAUAGAGCUAGAAUGGAACAGCUAAUUAAGGGUGCACUUACCAAUGAUAUGGUUGCGUUGCGAAUUAGAAUGACUCACAUUUUGCAAAGUCCUCCAUCUUUUUCACAAUUAAUGAAGGAAAUACGUGAGGAGGAACACUGGGUGGCUGCAAGGGAUAGCGUUAAAGCUUCUGUUGCCACUGUUGUCUCUCCCCAGGCAUCCGUGCCUUCUGAGUUACAAAACCUGAAGAAGGAGGUUAAAGAGUUGUCUUCCCAGGUUAGUCAGCUGUUGAACGUGACUACUUUGCCUGGUGGUUUUGAGUGUAAUCCUCCGAAGACACCUAGUAACCGCGCAGAGAGGGUAAAUCAAGGCAACUCCCAAAAAGCUAAACCUACUAGUAUGAUCUUUUGCUAUAAAUGUGGGGAAGACGGGCAUAAGAAGUGGGAGUGCAAAGCACCUGAAGAUCUCAGAAAAGUGAAUCAAAGGCUGAUGGGGAUGCAGCGCCUGCAGGGAAACGGGGCAGGAGCUCAGUAA
Messenger RNA from Polypterus senegalus (gray bichir), 1398 nucleotides. Its product is annotated as paraneoplastic antigen Ma1 homolog. Gene Ontology annotation, molecular function: zinc ion binding; nucleic acid binding. The coding region runs from base 1 to 1398 and encodes 465 amino acids. The record is from RefSeq and is a predicted model, not a curated record. NCBI's taxonomy places the organism in Eukaryota, Metazoa, Chordata, Cladistia, Polypteriformes, Polypteridae. The transcript has a single exon.